GCGUUGAAGCUCCCAGCGCGGCGCCGCUUCCCUCUGAGGAAAGGCGCGGGGGGCGGGGUUGGUGCUCCCAAACUCGAUCAGCCGCUGAGGCGGAGGCGGGGCGCGGAAAAGGGGGCGCGGCCUCUGGGAGGAGAGCGCGGCUUGGCCCCGCCCCCUCCCCUCGGCAGGGCGAAGAGGGGUGGUUUAGCCUGGCAGCGGCAGAAGUGGAGCGGCUCCGUUGUGCGUUGGUCGGUGAGAGAGAGAGAGAGAGAGAGAGAGAGGAGAGAGGCAGGAGCGGGCGGCUCGGGGAUGAACGGGGCGGCCCCGCCGAUCUUUGACUGCAAGGAGCGCGCCCUGCUGCUGGGCGAGAGCUUCGAGAGGCAGCCGCGCUGCGCCUUCCACACCGUGCGCUGUGAGUGAGGAGAGUGGAGUGGAGCCACUGGCUGGGAAGCAGCAGGGGCUGCCAGGCAGGCAGGCAGGGAGGGAGGCAGGCGGGCGCCUCGAGCCCGUCCAGGUUGGCGUCGCGAGGUGGGGAAGAGUUUGGGUGAGGAGAGAUGGCUCCCUCGUAAGUGAACGCCCGACAACCUCAUAGCUGGUGUAUAUGUAAUAAUGAUGGGUGGUAACUUGCUAAUCGCCGUCGUCAUCACUGCUAUUAUGUUGGAAGCAGGAAGGUUGGCAUCUGUUUGGAAAGGAACGAAGUGCUUCAUCCAGAGCUAAGUCAGAAAUUUUGGAAGCGACGGGCACUUUGGACUUGCUGCGGGAAUAUUUUUUUUGGGGGGGGGAUUGUUUCCGCAAAUACCACGAACAAAUUGAGGGAAAGAAGCUGUCACUGUUUGACAUUGUAAGAGUUCAAGAAAGGAAUAAGGCUUUUUUUUAAAAAUGCCUUUAUUUGCUCAAUAUGAUAAAGCUCCAUACUUUUAAACCUAUCAGAAAUAUUAAAUUCAGCAUCCAGUGACAUCCAGUGAACUUUAAGAACCCAUUGUGUUCUUAAAAGCGACGAAGAAAACCAAAGGUGACCUGUCAAAUCUAAUUAGAAGGUCUGCAUGGAAAUGGGGAGAUCUGAGGUAUUUUGGUGUGUUUGGGGAGAGGAGGCAUAGGGGAUGAGUAGAGUGCCUAGAUAUUGCCCAACAACAGUCUCUACCACAGCAAUGAUAUAAAGAUGAGCAUAACUAUAGGUUAUUGUGAGUUUGAUUUUUUUUAAAUUAAGGCAAGAGACUGUUUAAGGUAUUGCAGCUAGGGAAUAUAAAACAAAGCCAUGCACUUCUUUUUGUAGGUGAUGUAUAUAUGUAUCUCAUGCUCAUGAACUCUUCUAACUUCACAGAGGAGCAAAAGCCAGGCACUGACUCUCAGAAAUCAUGGCUUCCAUGCUCACUAGAUGUAGGCAACAUUUAGCUUUCAAAUAUCUAAAUAUUUCAUGCAUUUGUGGCUUUUAAUGAAUUUAAGUAUCACUCUUCCAAUGGAGCUCAGGGUAAUACAUGCAACCUAUAAUAUAAGUAUUACAAACACAAUGCCAAAAGGAGAUCUUAGCAACUCAUUAAAACAUGGCUGCAUUUACACUGCAAUCUUUUACAUGCUUAUUUGGAAGCAAGCCCAAUGGUGAUGGUGUUUACUCCCUUGGGAAUUCAGAAUAGUAGUGUAUGGGUUUGAAUUGGCUUUAAAAAAGACCUGUUAAUUUGGAGUUGAAGCUAGUUCCUAGCCAUGUGGAAGUUUGAGAUCUAUUUAUUUAAAACUUAAACACUUUGUUACAGUGUCAAUAAUUAACAGGCUUAGUUAACAGGAUCAAGACCAAACUGGCAGUAACAAGUGUAUUUUUAGUAUACUAUUUUGAAAUAUUUCAAGAAAGCAGUAUGUUUUUAAAGCAAGCAAAGAAAGAAAGAAAGAAAGAAAAGUUAUGUGUCAGAUUGUCUUGACCUAACUGGGUGUCAGCAAAUUCAAUGUUUUAUUUUACUAAUGCCUAUGGUAAGUCAGAAACUCUUGGUAGAUCCUGUUUCUUUGGACCAUAAUAGAAUGCAGAAGGCUACAAAAUAGAAAAUAAAGCUGAAACUUAAUCUUUUAGAGCAUUACUGUGUUUCAGUAGAAGGAUUAAAAUCACUAUAUAUGUAACUAUUGAGAGUUCUACUUGUUACAAGGAUUUGGGGUAAUUUCAUUUAUGCUUGGGCAAUAUUUGUCUUUAGGUCUGAAAGUUCGUGAACCUUAGUUUUCCAUUAUUUUCUCUUGAAAAUUAGGUGCAAGUGAAUUUCAGUGCUCUAUUUAAAAAUCAUUCAGCAUAUCUUGGUGAAUUUGUACAGCUCCUACGUGUGGUGAAUCUAUGAUAGGUAUUAAGAAAACCUGGUCUGUGCACAUUUUGCAGUCUUUUGGAUAAUAAUGUAACUGAAUGUGGCAGGCAAACCAGCAUUAGAGAAGAGAUGAACAGAAUGAUCCAGCACCCUCACCUUCGCCUUGUGACAGGAUCACUGAUUAAGGGAGUAGUGAAAAACAUGACCUAAUAUAUGUAACUGUAACUUUUUUUACUUAGAUGAUUUCAAACCAGCAUCCAUUGAUACAUCUUGUGAAGGAGAUCUUGAAGUUGGUAAAGGCGAACAGGUGACAAUAACUCUGCCAAAUAUUGAGGUGAGAUUUUCUGUUCCCUUUGAGGGGAGGAGUCUAGCUAAUUCUUAAACUGUGGCACUCUUUUGUAAAUACAUGAAGAAUGUGGCAAUAACAUAUGCUAUGGUUGUGCCGGUGUUAAACCAAUGUAUUCUACUUCACAUAUUUACUGGGUGGAUGGGGAAAUCCACCUGGGUGGGUUAUAAAUCAUCAUCAUCAUUUCACUUCAUUAAAAUGCAGUGGUCAUACAUUUGGAAGGCACAGCCAAUCAGAGUUCAACACUGAGGAAGGCAUAUCUGUACUGUUCACUUUAUUGAUUCUUAUCUCCUUCAACCCUGCCACACACACUUUGGGUAGCUUUGACACAUAGGUAGAGCCAUCCACCUGCCAAUCAUCUGAUGGCACAAUAACAUCCUUGCUUGCAAAAUGCUUUGCCUCCUAGACGGCACUAGGGAGUUCUUGAUGGAGACCUUUCUAGGGCAACUGAUCCCAGUGGGUUUCUCUGUCGAUGAACCCUGCUUGCAAAGGAACAAUCUGAGGAUUACUUUCAGUUCCUUGUUGUUUCUUUUGAACCACAUCCAUACCUGCCCAUUUGUGAUUCCCAGUACAGUAACUGGGUACAGCAUACUGCCUCUGACAGUAGGAUGCCUGUCAUGGGACAGGUGGGAGGAACAGCUUCACAGACCAAACUGGGACCCAUACAGAGCCUGAUUAGUUCUGCGGGCUGGAGUCUCUCUACCCCUGAUGUAUUGAUACAUAUUUUUGCUGUUAUGUUGUAAGCUGCAUGGUCAUAUUUAUGUGGAAAAAAAGCCUUGUCACCUCCCUGACCUGUUCUUCAUUUUCUAUUAAUUAUUUCUCUUAUUCACACUAGUAUUUGGCCAAAAACAAUUUUGUGGUGUUUAUAAUCUUUGUUUCAUGAGAUAUGUUUGCAAUUCUCUGAUAGGAGUGACUUUUUUGAGGCUAUGUUGUGAAACUUAUUAUGAGAUAGCUUAAUGUUCAUUUUCUUAAAUAUGCCAAAAAUAUCCUCAGUAAAUAAUUGGCAGGCUAGAAAGCUCAAAUGGUUGUGUUAAAGUGAUCAAAAUGGAUUGGGAAAAGGCUGUAUGCAACCCUGACAACAAUAAGCACAGUGUUCUGUGAUAGUUUCCCUUUCCCCAUAUUCUGGUAUAGAUUUUAAGAACAAAAGAUGAAGGGAGUAUAGUUCAAUCUUUGUUGGUGGUGAUUGAUGGUUACUGGUGCCAACAAGCACUUGCUUUUUUAUUACCGCUUCAUAAUUGAUAGAAUAUGUUAAUAAAGGAGUUGGUUGAAAUUUUAUUUGGUUAUAUGACAGGUUAGGAGAAUGAGUCAGCUUUCAAGUGGAUGGAAUUCAGCAUAUUGAGAGGAACCUUGAAAGAACUAAAAAAGAAAAAAAAGCCACUUGGUCAAUGAAAAGUCAAUCCAUUUUCAUCUUGAGGCCACAUUUUGUAAUAAAUCUUGGAGUCCUGCAAAAUCACUGUAGCAAAACUGGCUUCAUUCUCUGCCUUCUUAUAAUAAUGAAAUACAUGCUGUUAGCACAGUGUGUUGUGAAAAGUGCAGGAUUUUAAAUCAUGAAAUAGACUCUUUAAAAAAGCAGUUCUAGAAGUGCUUGUAGUAGGAGUAAUUUUCUUUUGAUUUAAAAUAGGGUUCUACUCCACCAGUAACAGUUUUCAAAGGUUCCAAGAAGCCAUACCAAAAAGAAUGCAUCUUGAUAAUUAACCAUGACACUGGAGAAUGUAGACUAGAGAAACUUAGUAGCAAUAUCACUGUGAAGAAAACCAGGUGGGUGGAAAAUUGGAAACACUCUUGUUUUCUUACUCAUUAUGAAAAUUCCAUAGUAAAAGCAAUUUUGUCUAAAUUAGGAAAAAGAAAAACUGACUGCUACUUUCUUUUAAGAAAGAGACUGAAGCAAUGACCCAGUUCACAUGUAACACUAAGCCAAACCAUGGCUUUGCACAAGCAUGCAUAUGUGUGAGUUCCCAGAAUGAAGAUCACGGCUGCUGCACUCCUCCCCCUGCCCUGUUGCUAUCAUACUACCUGGGGUUAAGCCAUAGUUUGAUUUGACAAUAAGUUGAAACUAGGGCUUGUGGCUUGUCUCACUCUAGACAAACCAGAAUCUGUAACCAAAGUUCUUGAUUUACUACUCCUGGUUUGUCUUGUGACCUAGUUCCGUAAGCCUAUUGAUUUCAACUCAGAAAGUAACAUUGGAUAUCAUCACCCAGUUCAAUUUGUUUGCAUUUUUGGGGUGGUGUUUGGAGAACAUUUCACUGGAACCUGCACAGACUUAGCAUUUGUUAAGUACUGCACAUAAGAGCUUUCUUAUUAUCCAUCAAAAGUGGUGAAAAAUCAGUUCUUCUAAAACUACUUGGAAACAAAAGAAAUGGCUUUAUAGAAUUCACAGAUACAACUUUGUUUUUCAACCCUUUCAUACAGAGGUGAAGGAAGCAGUAAGGUCCAGUCUCGUAUUGGGCAACAGCAACAGCUAAUUCGAAAUGCAAAUAAGAUUCCAAAUAGUGUUAAAUGUUCUCCACCAAAAGAGAAGAUGUCUCCACCACCUUCUCCUAUGGAUGAUAUUGAAAGAGGUAAGUUGUAAUUGAAUCUCAUAUUGUUCAGAGUCUUAAAUUAUUCUGUAGUUUGAAGGUUUUGAGGUUGGAGUCCAUGACCUAAUUUUCAUUUAUGUGGUAAGCUUGUCUAGUCUUUGCAGCUCACAUGACUGAAUGCUUCCCUCUCACUCCCUGCCCCAGCAUGUAGAGGAAUGCAUAAUGGUGGGAAGGUUCUAACCUAGCUGUUCCCUAACAUUCCAGUUUUCUAUGUGAAGGAAUCGUUUUUUCUAUGGAGGAGGAUUCAACUACAGGAGCCAAUCCUUUGUAGUCUGAAGUGGUACAGCCCAUACAUAGAUUUACCACCUCAGCGAGAAAUAUGCUUGUGUUGCAGUUUUUCUAACCCUAUAUUGUCUUGAAGUAAUGAAUACCAGGCUCCAACCAGCCAAUGCCAUGUCUCUUUCACAACAAAAGUGGCACAGUUAGCUUUUGAAUUAGCCCUUUAAAUAUGGUAGCCUUCAAAAGUUUUUACUCUUCUGCUUUUUACACAGAAGAUGGUGGAGGAUAGUUAGAACUGUCCAUCCCUUUUCCAGCUUCUCUUAGGAAUAAAAAGCAGGCCAGUAAAAAUAUUUGCAGACUAGAAAUGCAGAAGGCUGGCAGAAGAGGUAUGAAGUACUGCCUACCUCCUCCACCAGCUGUUUGGUUUUUGUCCUGAGCACAGGAAGGGGUUUCACCUCCUCCACAUCCAGCAUAGAAGUGCAGCAGGCUGGAAGCAAAGAAAUGGAUUACUCCUUAUCUUCACCACUAGCUUGUCAAUGGAUGCCCAGGUUGAAGUUUUGCCUCCUGUGUGUCCAGCAACCAAAUGCAAUGGGCUGGUGAAGGAUGGAUUGCUCUGUUCCUCUUCCAUCAGCUUGCUUCAUUUCUGCGUUGACUUGGGAAGAAAGGGGGUUACUUACUCUACAACCAUCAUGGAUAGCUCAGCCAGUAGAGCAUGAGACUUUUAACCUCGGGGUCAUGGGCUCAAGCCCCAUGUUGGACAAACAUUCUUGCAAUGCAGGAGGUUGGACUAGAUGACUCUCAUGGUCCCUUCCAAUUGUAUGGUUCUAUUAGAUCGAGUGUCUGGCCAUCUAUUGAGAGCAUGCAAAUAGUUUUAAUACUACAUGCUUCCAGUUCAAUAGUUGUUAACUAACUAUUUGUGUAAAGAGGUAUCAGAAGCAUUUGCAGUCUUGUAUUUUAGCGACUAUCAAGGGUUGCUUAAAUAAGGCUUUGCUCUCUUUAUGGAUGAAUACAUUCAAAUAAAAGUGGUUUCACAAUCAUAAAUGGACAGCCCAUCCCUUGAAAAAACAAAGACAUAUGAGUGGAAAGAAGUGUGACAGAAGUCCUUGUGGGAUGGGUAACUAGAGCAAAUAUUAAUGUUUUGUGUUAUCGCUGAUGGGCUGUUCAGACCUAAGAUACUGAAAAUGUUCAGCCAUUGUUUGUUCCACAUAGAACUGGCUACAAAUCCCCUGCUCUGACUUUAUUUAUCUCUACCAUCCCAGCCACCACUAGAAAAAGUAGUAUGGUAUGACAUAAAAAUGCUAAUGACAACAGUGUACUGUUCUGUUAGUGUUGGUCUAUCAUUUGGGUCUUCCUUCCAUCUUAGUCCAAUGAUUGCUGACAGCUUACAUAUAUCAUUAGGUCCCCAUCCUUGUCUUCUUCCCUUAAUUGCUUGAAAUGGUCUCAUCUCCUUACCCAAGGUGAACCUGCCGAUUACAUCAUUUUGCUAUAUGUUGUUUAAGGCAAGCUUAGUCAUAUAUUUUAUAAGAUUUCCUUCAUAACCCUGAGGGCAAGAUUCUUUUAGAGCAUUAACCUAAAAACUUUACAAAUUUAAAAAGUAUCCUGGUUGCUUAGGUACACCUUUCAGAGCCUUGGGUGACCAGAUAACUGGCAAUACAUGGCUGCCUUAAAAUCUAAUGUGCACCAUGAGGAAAGGAAUAUGGGUAAUACCUUAUUCUGCAUGCAGUCACUCUAAAUAAAUGCUUCUGGUGGCUUAAAAGUAACUUAGUAGAAUGUCAUACUGUGUUCAUUUGGCCAGCUGAACUUCCUGCUGAAAAGUUGGGGCAAGCAGCCGGAAAGGAAGAUGUUACAUGUUGAAUUAAUGCUGGCAGAUGGUUGCUCUGUUUAUUGAUAACGAGGACUGAAUCCUUGAGUACACAGUGCAAAAAAUGGAAUUUCUCAUGCAGGUGUUUCUUUGUAACUAUAAUGAGAAAAUUCUGUCAUUUCUUUCCUUGAACAGUUGCUAAAAAGUAGCCAGUUCUGCAGGGGAGGGUGUUCAAGGGCACAUGAAAUCUGAGAGACUCUUCUAGAAGGGUUGGUUAGUUUGGUUUAAAACUUGUUCUGAGUGACUCACAAAAUCCCAAAGCUGUUUUCCCACAUUCUAGCAGCCGCAUCAUUAUGCAUAAAGCAUUGUGUUACCUGAUAGUUUCCCGUCGAGAAACUUGCUUUUGUGCUAGGGCCCAUGACGGAAGCAUGGGAACAGUAGCAUUACUGAGCAAGUUGCUUUGUGUGCAAAAAUGCACUUGCAAAUAAUAAUAAUUAUGCUGGCUAAACAGUAAGCCCCAAACAGGAGUGCUGUAGCACUUCUGUUUGGAAUGACUAUAGCACAGUACAGGAGCACUACAACACUGGAUUUGGGACUGGUUCAGGAUCUGUCAUGAUGUCUUACCAUGGGUCCUUUACUUCUUUAAGUUCUAAUAUCAAUAUCUCUAUAAAUUAGCAGUGCUGAAUUUUGCUCUGAGAACAAUUAAUGUCCAAGUGUUGGCAAUUUUUUUUUUUAACAUUAAUAUCGUAUGUUAAAAUCUGAUAUUCUGUAAACCCUCUUUUAGUAUUUCUAAUUAUACCUUAUUUAGCUAUGUCCAUAAAAAAACGUAAGGAAUUUAUAAAGCAAAUACUGAGAGACAUUAGAUAUCUUAUGGGUGCAUUUCCACCACUAUGUGAGCCUGUUUUGGCUGUAUUUUUUUCUGAGGCUAUGCUAUCUUUCGUAUUUGAUGCCAUGGAAUGAGCUAGCUACAUGGAAGCCACCAAGCAGACACUGAGCCUAGAAUGGUUUUUUUGCCUAUUGUUGUAACAGCAUGAAAAAACACUGGUUGUGGUGGUGGGAGAAGUUGACUAAGGAUCAACAUGUGGCUGGUGGCAGAAAUCAGCUGUCACAUAAGCAACUCACCCUUGAUAAAAGUGGCAGCUGCUGUGGCCUUAAUUUGAUUAAAUUUUUAGGGCUGCUAGAAUAAUACCUGUUGUCUAAUGAUGUUGUGAUACAGCAGUCUGGGAAGUCUGGCAAUUAAAUUUAUCGCCUUCUUCUCCUCCCUACCCUCUGCCUAGUUUGGGAAGGUUACCUUUAUACCUAAGGAGUAGAAUAUUGAUUAUCAGAAUUGAUUAUUCUGUUUGUCUUUCCAGGAGGCAUACAUUGUGCUCCUAUUUUAUAGUUUAAGUUACUAUGUGGAGUGAGGCUGAGAGAUGGUGACAUCAAGGCAUUCAGUGAUUGUUGAAGUAAAGAAACUUCGAGGUGUGCAGGCAAUUAUUUAUUGAGCCCAAUGUGCUUUGAAUGGAGUACUUCCUCAGUUGAACAACCAAUUGAAACCAAUUUCAAUCCUCCUGAGAGGAGACCAGGAUUUAAACUUGUAGUUCAAGAAUGCCCCUGAGGAAGAAUUAAAUUCUAAACAUGCUGAGAUCAAAUAAAUGUUUCCUGUGCAGCUGGAAAUUUUCUUCCCUUCCUUUUUUCUGCAGUUGAGACCUCUCUGCUUCUUCUUUCUUGAGUAAGGAUUUCACCCUGGCUUCAACACUAUCUAUACCAAUGAGACGGAAACAUGGAAGGUGCCUAAAGAAGCCAGGGUGGCUAUCUAAAGAACUUUUAACUGAGUUAAGAUUAAAAAAGGAUGUGUACAAAAAAUGGAAAAGGGGGGAAACCACCAAAGAGGAGUUCAAACAAAUAGCCAGCACGUGUAGACACAAAGUCAGAAAAGCUAAAGCACAGAAUGAACUCAGGCUUGCUAGAGAGGUUAAAAGCAACAAAAAGGCUUUUAUGGGUAUGUUCGUAGCAAAAGGAAGAACAAAGAAACAGUGGGGUCACUCAGAGGAGAAGAUGGUGAAAUGCAAACAGGGGACACAGAAAGGGCUGAACUCCUCAAUGCCUUCUUUGCCUCAGUCUUCUCCGAUAAAGAAAACAAUGCCCGACCUGAAGAAUUUGGAGCAAAUGAUUCAGCAGAGGAAACACAGCCCAGAAUAACUAAGGAGAUAGUACAAGAAUACUUGGCUAGUCUAGAUGUAUUCAAGUCUCCAGGGCCAGAUGAACUGCAUCCAAGAGUAUUAAAAGAACUGGCAGAUCUCAGAAGCACUGGCAGUCAUCUUUGAGAAUUCCUGGAGAACAGGCGAAGUCCUGACAGACUGGAGGAGGGCAAAUGUUGUCCCUAUUUUCAAAAAGGGGAAAAGAGAGGACCCAAAUAAUUACUGCCCAGUCAGUCUGACAUCAAUACCAGGGAAGAUUCUGGAGCAGAUCAUUAAGCAAACAGUCUGUGAGCACCUAGAAAGGAAUGCUGUGAUCACCAAUAGUCAGCAUGGAUUUCUGAAAAAUAAGUCAUGUCAGACUAACCUGAUCUCGUUUUUGACAGAAUUACAAGCCUGGUAGAUGAAGGGAACGCAGUGGAUAUAGCCUACCUUGAUUUCAGCAAGGCAUUUGACAAGGUGCCCCAUGAUAUUCUUGUAAAGAAGCUGGUAAAAUGCGGUCUUGACUAUGCUACCACUCAGUGGAUUUGUAACUGGCUGACUGACCGAACCCAAAGGGUGCUCAUCAAUGGUUCCUCUUCAUCCUGGAGAAGAGUGACUAGUGGGGUGCCACAGGGUUCUGUCUUGGGCCCGGUCUUAUUCAACAUCUUUAUCAACGACUUGGAUGAUGGACUCAAGGGCAUCCUGAUCAAAUUUGCAGAUGACACCAAACUGGGAGGGGUGGCUAACACCCCAGAGGACAGGAUCACACUUCAAAACGACCUUGACAGAUUAGAGAACUGGGCCAAAACAAACAAGAUGAAUUUUAACAGGGAGAAAUGUAAAGUAUUGCACUUGGGCAAAUAAAUGAGAGGCACAAAUACAAGAUGGGUGACACCUGGCUUGAGAGCAGUACAUGUGAAAAGGAUCUAGGAGUCUUGGUUGACCACAAACUUGACAUGAGCCAACAGUGUGACGCGGCAGCUAAAAAGCCAGUGCAAUUCUGGGCUGCAUCAAUAGGAGUAUAGCAUCUAGAUCAAGGGAAGUAAUAGUGCCACUGUAUUCUGCUCUGGUCAGACCUCACCUGGAGUACUGUGUCCAGUUCUGGGCACCACAGUUCAAGAAGGACACUGACAAACUGGAACGUGUCCAGAGGAGGGCAACCAAAAUGGUCAAAGGCCUGGAAACGAUGCCUUAUGAGGAACGGCUAAGGGAGCUGGGCAUGUUUAGCCUGGAGAAGAGGAGGUUAAGGGGUGAUAUGAUAGCCAUGUUCAAAUAUAUAAAGGAUGUCACAUAGAGGAGGGAGAAAGGUUGUUUUCUGCUGCUCCAGAGAAGCGGACACGGAGCAAUGGAUGCAAACUACAAGAAAGAAGAUUCCACCUAAACAUUAGGAAGAACUUCCUGACAGUAAGAGCUGUUUGACAGUGGAAUUUGCUGCCAAGGAGUGUGGUGGAGUCUCCUUCUUUGGAGGUCUUUAAGCAGAGGCUUGACAACCAUAUGUCAGGAGUGCUCUGAUGGUGUUUCCUGCUUGGCAGGGGGUUGGACUCGAUGGCCCUUGUGGUCUCUUCCAACUCUAUGAUUCUAUUAUACCACACUGACACAUAAAUACCGUUCCUUUGCUUACUGUCUUGAGGUCACUCUCAAAUACUACUCUGAGUUUAUUUAUUUUCUUAAAAUUUAAUAUUGUGAUCAUGUAAGUAAUGAAGUUAGUUCUUAAAUUCUUUUCCCUUCCACUUAAAUCUUAUUUUCAGAGCUAAAAGCAGAAGCUAAAGUUAUAGAGCAGAUGAGUAGCUCUGAUAGCUCAUCUGACUCUAAGAGUUCAUCCUCUUCAUCAAGCAGUGAAAAUAGUUCUAGUGAUUCAGAAGAUGAAGAGACAAAGCCACCCCUUCCUCUGUCAAUGCCACACCUACAGCCUUCGAUGAUGACUGUCUCACAGCGAGCCUUCCCAGAUGUAGAUGCUGGAUAUCACAGAAGUCGAGAGGGCCCUGGCCACUUGAUGAACACACUGCGUAAGUACCGGUACAUGAAGCAGAGAAGCUUGUGAGAUUCAUACUUGAGGAAUCUAAAAGGAAACCACACACUUUUAUAACUUUCUCAUGUAACUUAAGCUUUGUCUGUGUAAAGAGGGUUUGACCUACUGAGGUUUAGAUCAGAAGCUGGGAUAAAAGCUGUUUUGACCACUGAUUAUGGUAAAUUAAAGCUUAUGCAGUUUACAAUGUCAUAGAUGAUACUGACUGCUGCUGAAUUGUAUACAGUGGAAUUAAAAACCAGUAAUUUGUUCUGGAGACAUUCAGACAUCUCAAAAGGAGUUGCUUAAGUGUUUAGUGCAGUAUGGCCUAACUCUCAAUGCAAUAAAAUGCCCAAUCAACAGGGCCAGAUCAGAUUCACUAAUAAAACUGUGUUAUGUACAGUAGGGGUAUCUAACAACUCUCAUCAUCCCUAACCAUUGGCCAUGCUGGCUUGGGCUGGUGGGAGUUGAAGUCCAGCAACUUCUGGAGGGCCACAGAUUCCAUACCUCUUUCAUUUGUGGUUCUGCACCUUUGUUCCUCAUGACAAAGUGAGGAACUUCUGCUCCCUCUCUACCCUUCAAUGCCUCCUAAAUCUGUUAUUGGUGUUCCCCCACCCCACCCCCUGGAGCGGAUUAGGGGGAGGGGAGUUUCCAUGUGGCAAAAGGAAAUAUUUGUGCUAACAGAACUACUUUACUAGAUACAACCACCCUAACUUCUGUGAUCUCUAUUGCCAUUCAGUUAAAUUUCCUGCAACUUUUUUGCUCUAACGCUUCCAAUAAAAAAAUAAAAUACAGCUUUCCAAGCUGGAUAAUGUUUGUUGAAAGAUGAGAUUUAUGUGGCCCAUGUGCAUAAUGUAGAGGUCAUGGAAGAUGCAUAAAGAAUUUAGACCAUAGGGCAUUAGAGAUCUAUGGUUGGAUCUCCUCUCCAUUUAAAAAUAUAUCUCAAAAAUAAGCAGCUGGUGGUAUAGAAAGUAGGAUCCAGAUGGGGACUAUGGUAUUGGGUGUGGAUUUCCUGGUGAAAACUGCCUCCCCCAAUGUGCUAUUUGCUUCAUCUUAAUAGUUUUCUUCUAAAUAUGGCUCUUAAUUUGCACCUGAAUUCACCGUUUGACGGGAGCUUUAUGUUUAGACCAAAGAGACUAAUGUACUGGGAGAUAUUCGCUGCUUCAUGGAAAAUAAUGUUAUCUGGAGUUGAUAGCAUGACUUUUUAAAAUUUUUAGGGAAUGAUCUCCAGUUGAGUGAAUCUGGAAGUGACAGUGACGACUGAAGGUAGUUGACAUCAUUUCCCUGGAUGAAGAUGAAAAUGCAUUUGUUUUGCACUACGUAUGAACUGAUAAUAGACAGAGGAAUGUUACCAACUUUGAUAAUAAAGUUGUCUUAAUUUUUCUGAUGUUGUGGUUCAAGUUCAUCAGCAUUCUUUUUGCCAUAACUUUAUAUGGCUCUUCCAAAUGUUUGGGUUUGGUACUUACUCUUUUUAGCUGAAUCCAGAGUUUAGCCUUUACUACCUCCUGUACUUAGAAGUUUCAGACAGCUAACUACUAUGUGUAAGUUAGACAUGGAGGAAGUUCUUGCUUAUACAUUUUGGAUUGAAGUUUCAUUUGAGAACCUGUGUCUGCAUGUGUAUGUAUAAGUAAGAGAAAGCAAACAGUUGAAACCCAUUAUGCUUUUAUUUCUUACAGCUAAUGUUAUGAAAUAAAUUGCCAAACAGCCACAUGGCACUAUCUAAUGUUUUGAGCAAUACAGCAACACAUUUUGAAGUUCCUUGUGUUUCCCAGUUUGCAGUCUCUCACACUAGAGAUUUUCCCCCCUUUAUAAUAAACUUGGCUUAACUGAUAGCUUCAGCAUCUUGCUAGCUAAAUGUAGAAUGCUGUGCAACACAAAUGUGUUUCAUUAAAAUUCUGUUAAGAUCAAUGUAUUAGUUUUGAUAGGAAUUCAAGAAAUAUUAAAAUAUUUAUCAUUUC
Messenger RNA from Podarcis lilfordi (Lilford's wall lizard), 13319 nucleotides. The record is from the annotation of a GenBank genome assembly. Lineage: Eukaryota; Metazoa; Chordata; Lepidosauria; Squamata; Lacertidae.